AUGGCGCAGGCGGUGGAGGAGUGGUACCGGCAGAUGCCCAUCAUCACGCGCUCCUACCUCACCGCCGCCGUCGUCACCACCGUCGGCUGCACCCUCGACAUCAUUUCGCCGUAUCACCUGUACCUCAACCCGAAGCUCGUCGUGCAGCACUACGAGAUCUGGCGCCUCGUCACCAACUUCCUCUACUUCCGCAAGAUGGAUUUGGAUUUUCUGUUCCACAUGUUUUUUCUUGCACGAUACUGCAAGCUUCUGGAGGAGAACUCAUUUAGAGGAAGAACUGCCGACUUUUUCUACAUGCUCUUGUUUGGUGCUACUGUCCUAACUGGCAUUGUUCUGAUCGGAGGGAUGAUACCUUACAUUUCCGAGACAUUUGCCAGAAUUUUGUUCUUGAGCAAUUCAUUGACGUUUAUGAUGGUUUAUGUCUGGAGCAAGCACAACCCUUUCAUCCAUAUGAGUUUUCUGGGCCUGUUCACCUUUACGGCUGCUUACUUACCAUGGGUCCUUUUGGGCUUCUCUAUCCUCGUUGGGAGCAGCACAUGGGUGGAUCUCUUGGGUAUGAUUGCUGGACAUGUGUACUACUUUCUGGAAGAUGUAUACCCACGGAUGACUGGCCGUCGCCCCCUGAAGACACCGUCCUUCAUCAAGGCGCUAUUUGCUGAUGAUAAUGUUGUGGUAGCACAGCCACCCAAUGCUGGGAUGGGUGCCGAUGCAAGGUUUGGUGCUGUGGGUCUAGAUCCCCAGGCUCAAUGA
This is a messenger RNA of Miscanthus lutarioriparius, 750 nucleotides long. NCBI's taxonomy places the organism in Eukaryota, Viridiplantae, Streptophyta, Magnoliopsida, Poales, Poaceae. The record is from the annotation of a GenBank genome assembly.